UCAGUGGUUAAAACUUAUACGAAAACUAAAAAAAAUUACAAAAUCGGGGUGUCGAAAACGUAUAUACCUAAAAAAAUUCUAUACGAAAACUACAUACCGGACACUACUGAACUACCAUUUGGAAUUUCACCCACCAACAAAAGAUAACAUGUAUUUAAGAGGGUUUUGUGAACAAUGAUGAAAGGUGGUUUAGAGAUGAGUUGGGGUUCAUGUCGAUUUAAGAAAAAGGGCGAGAAAGUUAACUAUGAGAUGGAGCAGUGAAGAUGGAGGUGGAUAGAGAUGGCGAAGGACAAUGGUCGAAAAUGUCGAUGACGACAUUCGAUGUUGUUAGUAGUCAAAAAGGACGGAAGUGUUAGUAGUUAGUAUGUUAGUAUCACCAAGUUAGUAUUAAAAUCUUCCCUUGCCUUGAUUUGAACCCAGGACCUCCAACCUAUUAACUCAGAUGACCACGUUAGAUAUAUAACUCGGUGUCAUGCUACCGAGUUACAUAUUUAUCAGAUUUUAAAUACAUUAAAAAUACUUUGAAGUUUAUGUAAUAUAAUUAAUUAACCUUAAAAUAUAAACCAAUGGAUUCAUCUUAGUUUAAACUAUUAUAAAAUAUUAACCAUCCAUUAAAAUAAUAAGCAAACUUAAGAUUCAAAUAAUAAGAAGAUGUAACCAUUGCCUAAAUUGAAUUUGAAGAAGCAUCAUCCAAGCAAUCUCUCUGUAAUCUCUUCUCUCCAAUGCUUCUACUACCCUAUUCUUGAGAUCUUCAAUCAGAAGCUACCUAGAUCUCUCUUACAAGCUACAUUUCUCAACUAACUCUAUAUUAUCUCACUCACUCUCUUAACCCUCAUUCAUAACCCAACUUACAAUCAAACUCUUCAGUUUCAAUCCUAUAACCACAACAAUGGCGGCAAGAGCUUCGUUUUCUCGUUAAGCCUCAUUCAUAACCCUAACUUACAAUCAAACUCUUCAGUUUCAAUCCUAAACAACAACAACAAUGGCGGCAAGAGCUUCGUUUUCUCGUGAUUCAAGAACAGUUAGCAUGCCAUUACCUAACUCUAUUCUGCUCAAGGAUUAUUUAGUUGAUGAUCUGAGCUCUUGCUCCUCUAAUGGCUUCCGAUCUUAUCCACGUCAGCCAUGCUGCACUAAGGUUCGGUACCUUAUCGAAAUUGAUCUCAGUAUUAAGCUUCCUCCAUCGCGAAAGCAGUUUCUGAAAGUCAAUUCGAAACCGAAACCGAAGCCAAAACAUAAUUCAAAUCCAGAUUGUUCGAAAUCGAAAAUGAAUUUGAGAUUUCAUAAAGCUUCUAAAGCUGUGGUUAAUGUUUUCAAGAAAUUUCACUUUUCCGGAUCCGGAUCCGGAUCCGGUAAUCGUACAAAACCAAAGCCAAAGCCUAAACAUAAUUUUCUACACUUCUGGAAGCAAACUCGUUCUAUGAAUCGUUCCAUUGACUCGUUCGAACGGUUGAACUCGUUCAAACGGAACGAUAACAUAAACACGAACAGCAACAACAUCUUCACCACUUUGAACACCACCGCCACUACAGCGGAAAUGAAAGCCUCCGGUAGUAACAGUAACAGUAACAGUAACAGCUUCACCUCAUCGGAUAGCUACUUUACCGCCACUACAAACUCUACUACUACUGGCGGUUGUUCGAACAUCAUUGUUGCUCAAAACGACGUCGUUAAGAGUGAGCAGUUAGCACCGGAGAAGAUGAAUACGGAAGCGGUUACGGUGGUAACCGCCAGCAAUGCAAAGAAAAAGUUGCAAGGUGAGGAAAGAGACAUAUUUAGUCCCAUAUCAGUGAUAGAUUUUCCAUAUGAUCGUGAUAACGAUGAUGAAGAAGAUGAGGUCACUUCUCCAUACCAACAACAAAGCCCAUUCUAUGCCAAAGGAUGCAAACGAAAACUCAUGUCCAAACCUCAAAGAACAAAGAGCCUUGUUCGACUAAAUCCUGUACGAUUAGAGGACAGGAUCACACUAUCAGAGUCUCAAACACGUGGGUCAAUACUUGAAUCAUCAUUAGAAAUUCAACGGGAGUUGGCCGCAGAAAAGAAUGCAAUUGCAUUGCUUCAACUAUUGAAAGCAACAAUGUCUUCUCAUGAUCUAUCAAAAUCCCCAAUGACGGAGCGUGUCUUAUUAGGAUUUUUUACAGAGCAGUUUAUUCAAGGAAGUGUCUCUAACUACGUAGUAUUGCAAGAAGCAAAAGAUUGGAUCAACGGACAAACAAAAGAUAUACUUGAAUAUCAAUAUAACAAGCUAGCGUAUAUAAAAGAGAUGGAGAAAGAAGUUAAGUGGUUGGAGUACAAUGAAGAAGAAACAAGAGAGGUUGUUUCGGAACUAGAGUAUCAAGUUUUUACUUCGUUAGUCGAAGAGAUGUUCCUUGAAUUUUAUUUAUAGUUUUUUAACAUCAAAUUAGGAUGAGGAUAAUCUUCUAAAGAAUACUUUUAUCCUCACUAGCAUAGAGAUGAUUGAAAACAACAUCGCGGGUUGUUGUUUUUUUCAACUAAUUUUCAAGUAAGGUUAGAAAUAGAUUAAGAAUAAAAUGUCCCCUUAGCAAACAGAGAUUAAGGACUGUUUACAAAGAUUUUAGAAUAAAAUAUUCCAUGUAAUGAUACUUUUACCGGUAUUUGUUCUUUAUGA
This is a messenger RNA of Helianthus annuus (common sunflower), 2626 nucleotides long. RefSeq lists its product as uncharacterized. The record is from RefSeq and is a predicted model, not a curated record. NCBI's taxonomy places the organism in Eukaryota, Viridiplantae, Streptophyta, Magnoliopsida, Asterales, Asteraceae. The coding region runs from base 983 to 2383 and encodes 466 amino acids. The transcript has 3 exons.